AUGGAAGUCAAUCAUCAAGCCAGCAAGCGCGUGGGCACGGCAGCUGAUGACAUCGCUGCGGAGUAUCUCCUCAACUUGCCCACGACAGAGCAGCGACGCACAGUGGCAUCAGUGUCGCGCUCUGAACUUCUGGCAGCUGUCCGGGCGCUAUCUGGCUGCCAGAGAUGCGGCUUUGUGGAGCAGGUCCUCGCAGCAUUUGACCCGGAGCUCUCAUCUUUAGCCCAAGCUACCCUAGCGUCCUGCUCUGACACAAGCAACUGGCUCUACGCAGGAGUAUUGCCUGCUGCCGGCGGCGCCGGAGCUGUGGCGGCGUGCGUAGGCGUCAUGGCGCCUACGCAGGUGUUGGCCCUCCUGUCAAGCAGCGGGUGCUCGUCUGGCCUGGUGGGGCUGCUGCAAUUUGCCUGGAAGGACGCGGGCGGCAGCGGCGAUUGGCUGGCCCUUAGCGACUCGUUGCUGAUCCGGCCACGCUUGUUGCGCCGCUUCCUAGCGGAGUCGGUUGGGGUGAUGCAGGCCCUCUUGGACGACGUGGGCGAUUGCCGCCGCCACAGCGGUUACCCGGGACCCGCUGAGCUCGCAUCCACUCUGGCACGACUGGACACGCAGCGCUGUCACACCCUGCAGCGACUGGCUGCCUGGGGCGUGCUAAGGGCCCCAACACAGCCGCCGCCGUUGCAGAAACAGCCGACCCAGCAGUCCGUGCAAGAGCAGACGGGAACGCCGCGACUCGGUGUGGAUACAGCCGUCGCAGCCGCAGCCGAUAUUACGGGUUUGGAGGAUUCCAGCGGAGACGCGGAGCUGGCGUCGGUGGUCGUGGAUGACGAUUUGCAGCUGGCGCUAGCCAUCCAGCUGAGCCUGCGGGACGAGGAGGCGGCUUCAGCAUUGGGGACCGCGGCUUCCGCUUUUGCGGACGCCUCGGCAGCCGCUCCGCAGCCCCGGCUAACAACGCCGUCGCUGUCGGCGCCACCGGCGUCAGGCGUCCGCUGCAGUCCAGGCGUCACGAGCCGCGAACCCCAACACAACCAUAACCAGGAGCAGCAGCAACUGCAGCCGCAGAAGCACUUACUUUGCUCUCCGUCGAGACGGCCGCAGCGAACACCGCCCAGGCCUACCGGCGCCGCCUCGCCAGGUCACAGUCCAGCUGCUGCUGGGAUGGAGCUGGGAUCCAGGUCUCCGGGUUCCAUCUGUUGCUCCGGAUCCGUCGCUGCGGCGACGGCAGGGCUGGCAGCCUCUUCUUCAGAAACGCAGGUUUGCGGUACCCCGGCGGCCCGUAUCUCCAUGAGUGCAUUCCUCCGUAUGCAUGGUGUGCAUCGGGACCCUCACCUUCAUCCGGGCGAGGAGGAAGGGGAGGUGGCGGUGGUAAUGGCGGAGAAGAGACGAGAGGAGGAGGAGCAUGUGGCGGCUUCGCCGCUGCCCGUGGCGGCGGCUUUGGCCGCGGCGGAGGGUAUGGCAGACGCCACUGGCUUGGUGGACUCCGCGGCUGUUGCAGCGCUGCCUGAGGGACUGCGUGAGCGGGUGCAGCACCUUGUGACGCAGCUGGUGCAGGUACAACAGCGCCGCGGCCGCCUAGAGCACGCCUGCCAACACGGCAUCCUGGCGGCUGGCCGCAAGCUGUUGCUCAUACUCCUCCAAAAGCUAUGGGGGAGGAUACGGGGGUCAGCAGCUGCAGCAGCUGCGGCUGCAGCUGCAGUGGACGCGGCGGCGGCGCCAACAAGUCCCAGUGAAGCGGCCGGGGAGAGAGGGGACGGCGUCGGGGAUGGCCUACAGCAGCAGACCGCGGAGGCACACACGGGCGUGGGUGGGGAGGCGGUGCCCGAGGCUCGGCAGCCGCCGCCGCAGCAGCAGGAGCAGCAGUCGCGGCGUCGGCUGCCCCGCUACGAGGGGCUGCUAGCUGACCUGGCGGCGGGCCUGGAGGAGUACGACACGCAUAUGGACCUGGAUCUCGAUCGAGAUCUUGAUCCAAGUUGGAAUCUGGGUUUGGAUCUGGACUCGGAACUCCGCGACCUUGCACUGGCAGCCGAACUGGCGGGCGGGCUGAUAGGGGGAGGUCGGGGAACUGAUGGCAGUUCCAGUGGUGGCGCGGCAGAGCGGAUUGCGGAGCUGGUUGGCGGCGGUGGUGGUGGCGGCAGAACCAGCGGGCCGACCCCGGGGACACGGAACCAAAAUCGCGAUGACGGGGAUGAUGGUGGACGUGGAAGUGGCGGUAUUGGCGGCGCAAGUGGUGGUGGAGAGGUGAGCUAUGGUGGCUGGGACGCGGCGCUUGUUGGCGGCGGCGGCGGCCUGGCUCCCGGACGCUCACCUGCCGAAUUGCGGUUGCUGCAGCCGCUGCUGGCGGCAGGUGGUGGUGGCGGCGGCGGCGGCAGGCACACGGGUAGUAGCACCGCCACCCGCAGCCGUCGUCCUCUGGCCUUUCCGCUGCACCCUCCUGCACUGACAUCAGCGACUGCGGCCUGUCGGUUCGGCGGCGGCGGUGGCGGCGGCUUCGGUGCCGACUGUGGUGGCACGCUAGGGCAGGUGGUCUGCCGGUCGGAGUGCCUUGCGGCACGGGAACAGCAGGCAGAACAGCUGCGUGUAUUGCAGGGCCAGUUGCUCCGCUGUCAGGCCUCCCAGUCGGAGUUGCAGGGGGAGGUGGGGCGGCUGCUGGACUUGCUGUCGGAGCAGAGGCGGAUGCAGGAGCAGGCCACGACGGUGCUACGGCGCGACUUGGCUCAGUGGCAAGCCGAGCCGGGGGCGCUCCAGGGAAUGGGCACGGACGAGCUGGCAGAGCUGGCGGGCAGGAUGGAGGCGGCGCUGAGCCGCGUGCGUGCUGCACAGCUGCAGGCCGCAGCGGAGCGAGACUUGCUGUGUCCGGUGUGCUGGGAGUUGCGCAAGGGCCUGGUGUUUGGCUGCGGGCACCAGACUUGUUGCUCCUGCGGGGAGAAGCUGGCCGCCUGCCCCAUAUGCCGGGAGCCAGUCAGCAUCCGCAUCCGGGUCUAUAGCUGA
Messenger RNA from Volvox carteri f. nagariensis, 2979 nucleotides. RefSeq lists its product as uncharacterized. NCBI's taxonomy places the organism in Eukaryota, Viridiplantae, Chlorophyta, Chlorophyceae, Chlamydomonadales, Volvocaceae. The coding region runs from base 1 to 2979 and encodes 992 amino acids. The transcript is spliced from 11 exons. The record is from RefSeq and is a predicted model, not a curated record.